Messenger RNA from Mizuhopecten yessoensis (Yesso scallop), 1732 nucleotides. RefSeq lists its product as uncharacterized. Lineage: Eukaryota; Metazoa; Mollusca; Bivalvia; Pectinida; Pectinidae. The transcript is spliced from 2 exons. The record is from RefSeq and is a predicted model, not a curated record. The coding region runs from base 311 to 1732 and encodes 473 amino acids.
ACUGUAUGCAGACAUUGGAAAAGAUCAAGUGUCAUAUUUGAUUGGAUAAACAUUGUACAUGUGAAGCAACAUUCUCUUAGAUGUGCGUAUUCGUGUGAAAUAUUCGUAAGUUAUGACAAAUGAGAUACAUCUGAAGUACCUCUUUGCAAAAUACAUUUACUCACGUUGGUGGAGGAUUUGUGAAUGUACUAAAACAAUGCUUUGUGUAAAGGUUUGUCUUAUGGAACCAAACGCUUUCAUACACAAACCUCCUACAUAAACAUUCUUUAUAAAUUUAAAGGCUAUCAAAUACAAUCUUCCCAAAGUUACCAUGUGCCACACACUAUCUUCCCAAAGUUACACUUUGUCACACGACAUCUUCCCGAAGUUACACUUUGUCACACACCAUCUUCCCAAAUUCACACUUUGUCACACACCAUCUUCCCGAAGUUACACUUUGUCGCACACCAUCUUCCCGAAGUCACACCUUGUCACACACCAUCUUCCCAAAGUUACACUUUGUCACACACCAUCUUCCCAAAGUUACAAUGUGCCACACACCAUCUUCCCAAAGCUACACUUUGUCACACACCAUCUUCCCAAAGUAACAAUGUGCCUCACACCAUCUUCCCGAAGUUACACUUUGUCACAUACCAUCUUCUCAAAGUUACCCUUUGUCACACACCAUCUUCCCAAAGUUAUAAUGUGCUUCACACCAUCUUCUCAAAGUUACAAUGUGCCUCACACCAUCUUCCCGAAGUUACACUUUGUCACACACUUUCUUCUCAAAGUUACACUUUGUCACACACCAUCAUCCCAAAGUUAUAAUGUGCUUCACACACCAUCUUCCCGAAGUUACACUUUGUCACACACAAUGUUCCCAAAGUUUCAGUGUGUCACACAUUAUCUUCCCAAAGUUACAAUGUGCCUCGCACCAUCUUCCCAAGUUACAAUGUGCCUCGCACCAUCUUCCCAAGUUACAAUGUGCCUCGCACCAUCUUCCCAAGUUACAAUGUGCCUCACACCAUCUUCCCAAGUUACAAUGUGCCUCACACCAUCUUCCCAAGUUACAGUGUGCCUCACACCAUCUUCCCAAGUUACAAUGUGCCUCACACCAUCUUCCCAAAGUUACACUUUGUCACACACCAUCUUCCCAAAGUUACACUUCGUCACACAACAUCUUCCCAAAGUUACAAUGUGCCUCACACCAUCUUCCCAAGUUACAAUGUGCCUCACACCAUCUUCCCAAAGUUACAAUGUGCCACACACCAUCUUCCCAAAGUUGCACUUUGUCUCCCGACAUCUUCCAAAAGUUACAAUGUGCCACACACCAUCUUCCCAAAGUUACACUUUGUCUCACACCAUCUUCCAAAAGGUACAAUGUGCCACACACCAUCUUCCCAAAGUUACACUUUGUAACACACCAUCUUCCCAAAGUUACAAUGUGCCACACACCAUCUUCCCAAAGUUACACUUUGUCUCACACCAUCUUCCAAAAGUUACAAUGUGCCACACACCAUCUUCCCAAAGUUACACUUUGUCUCACACCAUCUUCCAAAAGUUACAAUGUGCCACACACCAUCUUCCCAAAGUUACACUUUGUCACACACCAUCUUCCCAAAGUUACAAUGUGCCACACACUAUCUUCCCAAAGUUACAACGUGCCUCAAACCAUCUUCCCGAAGGUACACUUUGUCACACACCAUCUUCUCAAAGUUACACUUUGUCACACACCAUCUUCCCAAAGUUAUAA